Mucor velutinosus is the source of this 1098-nucleotide messenger RNA. RefSeq lists its product as uncharacterized. The coding region runs from base 1 to 1098 and encodes 365 amino acids. The record is from RefSeq and is a predicted model, not a curated record. Lineage: Eukaryota; Fungi; Mucoromycota; Mucoromycetes; Mucorales; Mucoraceae. The transcript is spliced from 4 exons.
AUGGCAUCGCCUAUAGCUGUUGCGACGAUAGCUUUACAGGGUGCAUCUGUAGGUGUUUCUGGUGAACUUGCUAUUCGAAGCCUGUUUCGAAAGAAAGACAAAGCUGCUCUAGUGAGGGCAGGCAAGUUCUUUUUGGGCAUUUGCAUGGCAUUGAAAUCAAUUUUGUUUAUAUCAUUUCAUGCCAGUCAAGGAGACAAAUGCAAUAUUACUGGAAGAGUUGCUGAUUUAUUAUACCAUCUAGCAAUGACAGCCGGUAAUCAUGUACUGGUGACAAGAGUACAGUCCAUUGUACCUAUCAAUUGGAGAAAACGGGCUCUCGUCUUCCACACAACUUUGACAGUUUUACGGCUGAUUAUUGGCAUUAUAGAUGUCGCCUUGGUUAACAUUGGCAACUACCCUGAUGGCACUUGCGAAUACACAGACGAAGAGUUUUGGGGCCCUGUAUACACCUUGUAUGAUACGCUAAUCGAUCUAUAUGUCACCAUCAUGAUCUCUGCCAUCUUAAUUAGUCAUAUUAGAUCUUUAGUGUCAGACAGAAUGAAAGUAAACAAAUUACUGUACACAUCUGUCAUCUAUCAUAAUGUGAUACGAACUAUUUGUUUAACCAUCGUCAAUUUGAUAUCAGCAAUAUUUAUUAUCAUGAAAAAUCAAACAGAGGUCAUCAUGCUGAUAUGGCCCAUCAUCAACAUCUGCUUUGUGAUACUUGUUGGAUAUGAUUCAGAUGUAACAAAGGCCAUCAGAAAACUACAACAAAAGCGCUGGCGCACCCUAUCCAACAUGACAAGCACGAUUGAUCUCGGCAAUGUGCCAUCCAUGGCAAGACAUACAAUGAAGCAGCCCUUAUCAUCAAGUCGCUCAGAUCCGGAAUUAGGGAUUCCAUCAAACAAUACCAACGAGAAUACUGAAGGUGAAGAUGAUGAUUUGAGCGUAAUUCGCACUGAACAAUGGAAAUCAAGAUUGAGCUCAAUGAUGGAGCAAGACGUAGAUCUUGACACGAAGACUAUCCGACCACCCGCAUCCGCCAUACAUCCUAAUCCAACGCAUCUUCCUUCUCAUGAUGGAGCCACCUCAUACGACACAGAUCAUACUCGCAUUUAA